AAAAAUUCAGCUGGCUCUUAAUAUUUCAUUUUACAGUCAAUCACGUAUCCACGCAAACCCUAACCUCUCCAUAACUUCGUCUGUUCUCAAGGUCCGCUGCCUCCCGCUUCCGCCAUCAUUGAUACAAGCACAGUCCAUUUCCUUGCUCCAUUUGUACAUCAAUAAUCACUCUCAAUUAACUAUCCCCACCCACCAUCUCAAAAUUUUUUACAGAUGCCAUGUCCAAUUUUUGGUUUUACUUCCUUGGCUCUCUAAUAGUUUGUAACAGACUUUAUGGCAAAUGGAAGUAAGAAUUAUGAGGUUCAUUUAUUCUCAGGAAGGAGUCUUGGCCAGUAGUGACAGUCGAGUAUUUAUGCGUAUAGAGUAGUCGUAGAUGCCAGACACCACAUGCUUGGUCGCCUCGACUCCAUUUUUGCCAAGGAGCUCUUGAUUGGUCAAAAGUGAUGGUGGUCAGUUGUGACGAAAUAUGCUUUUGUAGUGGACUCGUCCUCCACAAGAUGAAGUACCUACGCUUCCUCCGUAAGAAUGUGAACCCCAAGCCGUCUUAUGACUUGAUCUGCUUCUGGGCUCCUUUCAAGAUUAUCUGGCCACCAUGCACUAAUUACAAUGCUCGGACUACUGAUAAGACUGGUUAUGUUAUUCCUGUCGAAAUUACAGUAUAUAAAGAUUUGAGUUUCACUUUUAUCUUGAAGACUCCACCUGCUUCAGUCUUGUUGCUGAAAGCCGCAGGAGAUUACAUGCACUGCAACACCUGGUAGUCUCAUGUCAUCAUUCCAAUCAUGAUGGAGAAGAAAGCCCAUUGAAUAUUUGAUCACUGUGAUGUGAAGGAUAGAUGCUUUGUACGUUUAUAACUCAAGUCGGCCGACUGUGAGAGAUAGAAUCGUGUGCAUCGAUGUAGAGGCUUUCUCUUAUGUUCAUCCUUGUCUUAUGGUGAAGAUAAAUGCAUGGCACCCCAAGACAAUCGACGGCAUUAAAUGGCAAACCACUUGAUCUGAAGAUUGCGACUGACAUACAACAAGAUGAUCACGGGUCAGUACUUUGUCUAAUAUAUUUCUGUGAUGUUGGAAUAUUUAUCUUAUUGAUUCACGGAAGUGAACUAGGAUAUCCUUUUCUUUCUUUUA
Olea europaea var. sylvestris is the source of this 1121-nucleotide messenger RNA. RefSeq names its product 60S ribosomal protein L13a-like. Gene Ontology annotation, molecular function: large ribosomal subunit rRNA binding; structural constituent of ribosome. The record is from RefSeq and is a predicted model, not a curated record. The coding region runs from base 444 to 758 and encodes 104 amino acids. Gene Ontology annotation, cellular component: ribosome; large ribosomal subunit. Gene Ontology annotation, biological process: translation. Lineage: Eukaryota; Viridiplantae; Streptophyta; Magnoliopsida; Lamiales; Oleaceae. The transcript has 4 exons.